This is a messenger RNA of Neurospora hispaniola, 2473 nucleotides long. Its product is annotated as polyadenylation factor subunit 2. Gene Ontology annotation, cellular component: mRNA cleavage and polyadenylation specificity factor complex. Gene Ontology annotation, molecular function: protein binding. The transcript is spliced from 3 exons. NCBI's taxonomy places the organism in Eukaryota, Fungi, Ascomycota, Sordariomycetes, Sordariales, Sordariaceae. Bases 173 to 2233 code for a protein of 686 amino acids. The record is from RefSeq and is a predicted model, not a curated record.
UAAGUUCAUGCUGCGGAUACGACCAAACUCUACCUCUAGCGAAUAUACCGUGUACACAGUCCAUGUCGCCAGGCAUUAUACAUCACAAUGUUCUGUCCAUCAAUCAUGACGGCGUCCCAGGUGACAACAGUUAUCCGUUUGCUCCGUGAUGGCGUAGCUUUUGUUGCCGACCAUGGCCUGGUCAUCACCGACGACAAUACACUCGAUCACGUUGACACUCGCCCUCCUCAAUUUAUCCUCACUUCUCGUUCACCCGUUCCUGCUUAGCACCGCCAUCAUCUCACAUCAUCAUCGCUGGCUGUUCGGUCCCGUCACCGACUAUGGUGCUUCAGUUGUUCACUACAUGCGCCACAGGCAACCGAGAUACCGGGGAUCAUAUGCUGGUGAAGUUGAAAGGCCCAGCCCGAGUUAUAUUGUUGAUAUGCUACCACCAUACGCCCGAGUCACCAAUCCAGCAGACUCCGUACCAUCAAGACAUCUUCACUCUUCCCUCAACAAAAUCAAGCACCCCAUCAAUGUGGUACGAUGGACGCCAGAAGGCCGAAGGUUGUUAACGGCCAGUAGCAGUGGAGAGUUUACGCUCUGGAACGGCACAGGAUUCAACUUCGAAACGAUCAUGCAGGCCCACGAUUCCGCCAUUCGUGCUCUAGUAUAUUCGCACAGCGACGACUGGCUCGUCUCUGCCGAUCAUGACGGUAUUAUCAAAUAUUGGCAGCCGAACUUCAACAAUGUCGAGAGCAUUAGGGGCCAUACUGAUCCCAUUCGCGACCUUGCCUUCAGCCCCAACGACACCAAAUUUGUCACGGCUUCAGAUGAUCAAACACUCAAAGUCUUUGACUUUGCUGGCGGCUCAACGGACAUGACUCUGACAGGGCAUGGAUGGGACGCAAAGAGUUGCGAUUGGCAUCCCAGCAGAGGCCUGAUUGUCUCUGGUUCGAAAGAUCAUCUGGUCAAGCUGUGGGAUCCACGGACGGGUAGAUGCCUGACCACGCUUCACGGGCACAAAAACACCAUCACCAAAACCCUCUUCGAGAGAGUGCAAGGAAACUGUUUGGCAACAUCAGCUAGAGAUCAGACAGCUCGCGUGUUCGACCUUCGAAUGAUGCGAGACAUCGCCCUCCUCAGGGGCCACGAAAAGGACAUAUCGACAUUGACGUGGCACCCAGUCCACUCCAACCUCCUAAGCACCGGCGGCUCGGACGGCUCGCUAUUCCACUACCUCCUGGACGAGCCGAACACCGCGCCCGACGGCUCAGUCAUGCCGAUUCCGGCAGUUUACGACACCGCCGAUCCUUCGUCCGCACCUGCCCAACCCAUCUACCCGGCCCACAAGAUCCCCUAUGCCCACGACUUCGCCAUCUGGUCGCUCGACUGGCACCCGCUCGGCCACAUCCUCGCCUCGGGAUCCAACGAUCGCAUCACACGUUUCUGGUCUCGCGCAAGACCUGGCGAGGCUCCCGAGUCCUUCAACGACCGGUAUCACAUCGGCGAGGCAGCAGCCGAAGCUCAGGGCACCUGGGACCGCCGCGGCGGCCGUCACAUGCGGCAAGUCGAGGAGGAGCAGGAGCUGGAGGACGAGAUGGACGGCCUGGUGGAUCAAAAGAUGCCCAUCAAGGGGCAACCCAACGUUGGCGGCGGCGGAAUGAUGCCUGGUCUUUCUUUCCCCAGCAUUCCCGGCCUUCCUCUCCAGCAGGUUCCCAGCUCUGGCCCUGGCGGCAGCGGUUUCAUACCACCACCACCCAUCAUCCCCGGCGUCGGCGGUGCCACCGGUGUCCCGCCUCCUCUCCCCUUCCCUAUCCCCGGCAUGUCCGGUCUGCCCGCCGGUGUCGUCCCGCCGCCCCUUCCGGGUUUAGAUCUGAAGAACCCGCCCGACUUUAGCGCGCUCGCCGAAAUGAUGAAGAAGGCCGGUUAUCAACCGCCGCCGCCAGGCUCGGCUGGCGCACCGAUGCCCCCCCCCGGCAUCCUGCCCCCUGGCCUAAUCCCCCCGCCGGGCGCGGCGGGCUUCCCUAUGCCCCCUCCUGGGUUUGCGCCUCCGCCGCUGAUUCCUGGUGCUGGUGGGCCGCCGGGAGGAGCGACUCACCCCGAUGGUGGGAAUGAUCAAUAUGAUUCAUCAGGGAGGAGACGCGCGCCGUUGCCUAGUCAGGAGGAGAGUCUUAGGAUGGAGCAGAGCAAGGGCAAUUAUACGCGCGUGAGAUCGGAUAGAGAUUGUGGAGGAAACGAAAUUUGCUUUUGAUAUAUCUGCUUUUAUUAGCCAUGUUGCACAAGUCAAUAGGGUGGUGCUUGAUCACAUAAUGCUGAGAACUUUUCUUCUGGGCAGUGUAUGUGUCGGGAAAUCAAGUGUGGGGGUAGUCCUGGAAUGGCACAUGAAGAAGGAAAUCAUAAGGUGAGAGAAACAUCUAAAGGGACAAGAAAAGAUGUUAUGAUAAAACUACCAUUUGUUCGCCAAUGAUAGCGAACAGGACAAUCUUGCCGA